GAAUGGGGCAUUUCCUGAGUUUGAAAGCGGUUUUCUGGAACUGGAACAGAGGAUAAGGCAUUUUUCAGAGAAGAGGAUGGUCUUGCAAGAGGUUCUACUGGCAUUUAAAGAGAUUUUGCAGCUGGAGCUGGGGAACGAUGCAGAGCCAUCUUUCUUAUCUGGGUGCCAAGGAAGGUCAUCAUUCUACUCCAGAUUUCUACAUCUUCACAGAAGAUGUGGAGGAAAAAUAGAGCUGGUUCAGGAACCUGUGUCGUUCGAGGAGAUAGCUGUGCAUUUCACGGAGGGUGAAUGGGCUCUCCUGGACCCCCCUCAGAGAGCCUUAUACAGGGAUGUCAUGCAGGAGAACUAUGAAAACGUGACCUCUUUGGUUCUUUCCCUCACCGAUUCGGAUCGAAACUCCUGGGUGGAGGAAGGGGACGAGUUGAUCUCCCUGGGUCUACACCCUCCGGGCUCUGAGAAAGGGAACAAACAUGAAGUCACCAGAACAGUGCAAGAUGGGCAGGAGAAAAAGGAGGAGGAGAAUCCAGCAGCGGAAAAUGCUAAGGGAGAUGACAAUCCUAAGAAAGGCAAUGUAAGAAAGGCAAGGAAGAACGUAGUGCCAGGAAAUCCUAAGGUGGUUGAAAAGUCUAAGGAAUACAUUCUUAGGAGGAAAAAUCAAGUCCCUGGAAGUUCUAAGGAAAUUGGGCAGUCUGAGAGAGAUGUUCUGAGGAAAAAUCAAGUCCCUGGAAGUUCUAAGGAAACUGGACGUUCUAGAGGAGAAGUUCUGAGGAAAAAUCGAGUUCCCAGAAAUUCUAAGGAAAUUGACCAUUCUAGGAGAGAUAUUCAAAGGAAGAAUCUAGUGCUGAGAAAUGCUAAGGAAAUUGGGAAUUCUAGGGGGGAUGUUCCGAGGGAGAAUCUGGUGCCAGAAAAUUCUAAGGAAAUUGAGUGUUCUAGGGGAGAUGUUCUGAGGAAAAAUCGAGUCCCCAGAAAUUCCAAGGAAACUGGACAUUCUAGAAAAGUUCUGAGGAAAAAUCAAGUCCCUGGAAAUUCUAAGGAAAUUGUCCAUUCUAGGAGAAAUAUUCAAAGGAAGAAUCUAGUGCUGAGAAAUUCUAAGGAAAUUGGGAAUUCUAGGGGGGAUGUUCCGAGGGAGAAUCUGGUGCCAGAAAAUUCUAAGGAAAUUGAGUGUUCUAGGGGAGAUGCUCUAAGAGAGAAUCUAUUUCCUGGAAAUCCUAAGGAAAUUGGGCAUUUUUCGGGAGACAUUCCAAAGAAAAAUCUAGUGCUGAGAAAUGCUAAGGAAAUUGGGAAUUCUAGGAGAGAUGUUCUGAGGAAAAACCAAGUUCCCAGAAAUUCUAAGGAAAUUGGACAUUCUAGGAGAGACGUUCUGAGGAAAAAUCGAGUCCCCAGAAAUUCUAAGGAAACUGGACAUUCUGGAGGAGAAGUUCUGAGGAAAAAUCAAGUUCCUGGAAAUUCUGAGGAAAUUGACUAUUCUAGGAGAGAUAUUCAAAGGAAGAAUCUAGUGUUGAGAAAUUCUAAGGAAAUUGGGAAUUCUGGGGGGGAUGUUCUGAGGGAGAAUCUGGUGCCAGAAAAUUCUAAGGAAAUUGAGUGUUCUAGGGGAGAUGUUCUCAGAGAGAAUCUAUUUCCUGGAAAUCCUAAGGAAAUUGGGCAUUCUACGGGAGACAUUCCAAAGAAAAAUCUAGUGCUGAGAAAUGCUAAGGAAAUUGGGAAUUCUAGGAGAGGUGUUCAGAAGAAAAACCAAGUUCCCAGAAAUUCUAAGGAAACUGGACGUUCUAAGGGAGAAGUUCUGGGGGAGAAUCUGGUGCCAGAAAAUUCUAAAGAAGACACCUCUUUCAGAAUGUGCAAAGAAAAAAUGCCCCAGGGUCAUGAUAGGAAAGAUGCAACUUGGCAUCAGCACAGAUCAGAAAGGCAGCAGAAAGCUGCACAAAAGACCAGCCAGGAGAAACCAACUCCUCCUCAGGAUGGCAGUGGGGACAUUGGUCAAACCACUGCCCAGAAGGAGAUCUGCAAGGACAGGAGGCAAAAAGCAUGCCCUAAAUGUGGGAAAGUUUUUAGUCAGAGUAUACUGCUUCUUAAGCACAAGAGAACCCACACGGGAAUGAAGCCGUAUCAGUGUUUGGACUGUGGAAAAAUCUUCAGCCAGCGUUCCCACCUUAAUAUACAUAGGAGAACUCACCGCAGAGAGAAACCAUAUGAAUGCUUGGACUGUGGGAAAGCUUUCCAUCGGAGCUCCCACCUUGCUUCACACCGGGGAAUCCACACAGGAAUCAAACCUUACAAAUGUUCAAGUUGUGAGAAGAGCUUUCGUCGGGGGCCUGACCUCAGGAGGCACCAGAAAACCCACACAGGAGAGAAAUUACAUAAAUGUUUGCAUUGUGGGAAAAGCUUUGGUUUGAGCUCUAGCCUUAUUAAACAUGAAAGAAUCCACACAGGAGAAAGGCCGUAUAAGUGUCCAGACUGCCCGAAAGGUUUCAGCCAGAUGUCUCAUCUUAUUGUACACAAGAGGAUCCACACAAAGGACAAACCGUACAAAUGCUCUGUCUGUGGCCAGGGCUUUAGCCAGAAAGCACAUCUCAUUUCACAUGAGAGAAUCCACACAGGAGAGAAACCUUUUAAGUGCUCGGACUGUGGCAAAAGCUUUAAACUGAACUCAGCUUACAAAUCAACACUAAAUAAUCAUCGCAGAACCCACACAGGGGAGAAACCCUAUAAAUGCAUGCAAUGUGGGAAGGGCUUCAGUGUGAGUGGUAACCUUACAAUCCAUCAAAGAACCCACACAGGAGAGAAACCAUUUAAAUGUAUGGAAUGUGGAAAGAGCUUCAGUGUCAGCUGUAACCUUACUAAACAUCAAAGAACCCACACAGGAGAGAAACCGUAUAAAUGUACAGAGUGUGGAAAGUGCUUUAGUGAUAGCGGAAGUCUCACUUCACAUGAAAGGAUCCACAGAGGGGAAAAACCUUAUAAAUGUAUGGAAUGUGGAAAAGGCUUCUGUGUGAGCAAUAGCCUUAUCGCUCAUCAAAUAAUCCACACUGGGGAGAAACCAUAUAAAUGUAUGGAGUGUGGAAAGUGCUUCAGCCAAUGUGCAAACCUAAAUACACAUCAGAGGACCCACACAGGUGAGAAACCAUAUAAAUGUAGGGAGUGUGGAAAGUGCUUCACCCAGAGCGUAAAUCUAAAAACACAUGAAAGAACUCACACAGGAGACAAACCAUAUAAAUGCUUACUGUGUGGAAAGUGCUUCCAUGGCAGUGGAAGCCUUACUAAACAUAAAAAAAUGCACACUAUGGAGAAACCAUAUAAAUGCAUGGAAUGUGGAAAAGGCUUCAGUGUGAGUGGUAGCCUUACUCUACAUCAAAGAAUCCACACUGGGGAGAAACCAUAUAAAUGUAUGGAGUGUGGAAAGUGCUUCAGCCAAAGUGCAAACCUGAAAACACAUCAAACAACCCAUACAGGAGAGAAACCUUAUAAAUGUGUGGAGUGUGGAAAGAGCUUCAUUAAUAGUGAAAAGCUUAGUUCACAUCAAAGAACCCACACAGGGGAGAAGCCAUUUAAAUGCAUGGAGUGUGGAAAAUGUUUUAGCCAGAGUGCACACGUUAAUACACAUCAAAGAACUCACACAGGGGAGAAACCAUAUAAAUGCUUAAUGUGUGGGAAAUGCUUCCAUGAUAGUGGAAACCUUACUAAACAUCAAAGAACCCACACAGGGGAGAAACCUUAUAAAUGCAUGAUAUGUGGGAAGAGCUUUAGUGUGAGCAGCACCCUUACUUCACAUCAGAGAACUCACACAGGAGAGAAACCAUAUAAAUGCUUAGUGUGUGGAAAAAGCUUCAGUCAGAGUGGAAGUGUUACUACCCAUCAAAGAACCCACACAAAGAAACAACUAUAUAAAUGCAUGGAGUUUGAACCAAGCUUCAGUCUUGAUUGAAAACUUUCUUGGCAGCAAAAAAUGUGAGAAUAAUAUAAAUGCCUAAGAAAGCCUUUCCCACCCUGGCUUCCCACAGAAGUUGUAUUCCAACUCUAAUAUGACCCAUGAUCCAUAAAGAUCUUAGUAUGGAUCAAAAGAAAUUGCAUAAGAGAGACUAUAAAUCCCCGGGUAGUGGAAAGAGCACAGCAAAAUGGUUACGAAAUAUUCAAAAAACACAGGGAAGAAAUAACAAAUGUAUAAAUUAAGAAAGAUUUAGAUAGCGUGGCUUCUUAUUUUAUGCAGGCAGGAGUGAAAUUAUUUAAAUACAUGCACUCUGAGAGCAGACUUGCUACGCAGGAAAGAACCCACACAGGGAGGAAGCCAUAUGAAUGUAUGGUAUAUGAAAUGAGUUUCACGGGGACAUCAAAUAAUCCACAUAAGGAAGAAACGUCUGGGAUGCAUGUGAUUCAGAAUCAACACAAAUCUUCUUAGACUUCAGAGAACCUACGCAGAUGAGAACCCACUGGCAUGCUUCUGUGACAAAUUCUUUGAUAUUUUAGGAUUUAUUAAGAUUAUGCUUUUCUCUGUUUCCCGCAAAUACAGUAGGUAUUCCUCACUCAUGCUUCUGGGCAUUAUCCCUUCCAUCAGUGUGCUUCCACUAGAAUUUGCUCUUUGGCUUACAGUUUUUAUUUGUGCAGUAAGAAAGGUUGUCUAUUGGGAACACACAUUGCAUGGUAAAUGUCUUUGGAAAAUGUAACCCACAUCUAAGGUUAAUGGGGUGGAUUAGAAAGAGAGGAUAUGAAUAGUAGGAAAUAAUCGGUUGUAAAGUUGGACAGUGUAGAUUAAAUUAGCAGAAGAUUUGAGUGGGCAGAUUUGAGAAAGGAAGCAGUGAGACUAAUAAUGCGUUGCAGUAAUUAAUGGGGGAAGGAAAUGUGUGACCAGUCUGUAUUGGAGAGAGGGGACCAAGUUUAAAAAAGCUCCUGCUAUUAGAUGGUGUAGAAGUAGCCGAAAUAUAUAUGGUGGCUGAUUUUCCAUCUCUCCUAGUUUUCUUAUACUUGAUCUAUUUCUUAGGUGCAUUUCUGAGACCCACUGCACACUUUCCAACACUGGUUGAGAUUCACCUAAUCAAUCCCAUCAGCAGAUGUUGUGUAAUGGGGGUGGCCCCCACCCAAGCCCCCAAAAUUGGCUGAAGCGGCAGUUCAGGAGAAACCCCAGAGCAGAGCAUAGGGGGAGGGGGGGUGUUGCAACCAGCUACCUGGAAUGCUUGUGCAAAUGAAACAUUUGUUAUGGUGCGUCACAGAACUCCAUCCUUUGAAAAUUGCAUUUCCUGUCAAAGUUACUUUAGAGAUUAGAGGUUGUUGGUGAUUUGUGUUUGGUCCAUUUUUAAUGUAGCGGUUGAGAUGUAAUAAAAAAAAAAGGAUCAGUUGCACCUGAGAACUUCACUACUAACAUUUAUGCUUUAAAUACACAAUAAAAGAGUCAAGUGGUGAAUUGUGAAA
Molecule: messenger RNA, 5397 nt
Organism: Podarcis muralis (Common wall lizard)
Lineage: Eukaryota; Metazoa; Chordata; Lepidosauria; Squamata; Lacertidae
Source: RefSeq, a predicted model, not a curated record